GGAUCUAGUCUGAAGCAAAUUCAUUUUCUGGUUUUUGCUUUGGAAUCUUCCACAUACCUUAACUAAAGCAUUGCCUGCAAUGAUCAAAAACAGUUUCGAAAUCUUGAUUCAUCUUGUCUACAAAUGAAGCUGUCCUCUGCACUUAGUUUGAAGAUCAAGCAAAUGGCCUUCUCUACUUCUUUUCUCUUAUGGUUUUUCGUUACAUUCUCAAUCGCCUUUCCUCAUUCAGUGGUCGAUGCAUUUGUAGGUACUUAUGGAGUAAAUUAUGGGAGGCUCGCGGAUAAUAUCCCAGCACCUGAGAGCGUAGUCACUCUCUUAAAGGCAGCAAAAAUCAGGAAUGUCAGAAUUUAUGAUUCAGACCAUUCUGUUCUCCAGGCCUUUAAAGGGUCAGGAAUUGAGAUCAUUAUAGGACUCAAUAACGGGCUUGUGAAAGACGUUGGUGCAAGCGAGGAUCGUGCAAUAGCUUGGGUCAAAGAGAACGUAGAAGCAUUUGUUCCUGGCACAAGAAUUCGAGGAGUAGCUGUUGGAAAUGAGAUACUGGGAAGCGGUGAUCAAGGACUCAUGGAAGCGUUGCUGCCUGCAGUUAAAAAUGUUUACAGUGCCCUCGAAAGAUUGAAUUUAGCCAAAGAGAUUGAAGUUUCAAGCCCACAUUCUGCAGCAGUUUUCGCAGAUUCUUACCCUCCAUCUGAUGGUGUUUUUAAGGACACUGUUCUUCCAUACAUGAGACCACUUCUGCAAUUCUUCUCCCAAAUUCAUAGCCCUUUUUACAUGAACAUUUACCCUUUCCUCGCCUACAUCAGUGACCCUGUGACCAUUGAUAUCAAAUACGCCCUUUUCAAGAAAAAUAAAGGGGUUUACGACUCAAAGUCUAAGCUGCAUUACGACAACAUGUUUGAUGCUCAGAUAGAUGCAGCCUAUGCUGCAUUAGACAAAGCUGGAUUUGGUAAAACAGAGGUUAUUGUUUCAGAAACAGGCUGGGCGUCGCGUGGUGAUGCCAAUGAAGUUGGUGCUAGUGUUAAAAACGCGAAAACAUACAACAGCAAUCUGCGUAAAAAACUACUGAAAAAGAAGGGCACUCCUGCCAGACCAAAGACUCCAGUGAAGGCCUAUGUUUUUGCAUUGUUCAAUGAAAAUCUGAAGCCAGGUCCAACCUCUGAGAGAAACUUUGGAUUAUUUAAGGCCGACGGAAGCACUGCUUACGAUAUCGGGUUCACUGGACUUGUGCCUUCUUCAGCCUCAUCAUCUUUCAUAUCAAUCAAGGGGAAUGGUCUUCAGGGUCUGCUUGGAUCUUCCUUAUCAUUGAUGAUUUAUGCGAGCUGUUCUGUUGCUGUGCUUCUGUUAAUGAUGUAAAAAUUGAUCUGCCUGGCUAGCUUCAUGUUUCAUUAGUUCUAUUAUACACAUUCUUGUAUUCAUGUAAAUUGAACGGAUGUUUCCAGAAACUUGUAAAGAUAAUUUAUACAAAUUCAUUUUAGCUUACUUCUUCUAGCAAUAAGAAAUGUUCUUGUAUCUUCA
This is a messenger RNA of Daucus carota subsp. sativus, 1512 nucleotides long. RefSeq names its product glucan endo-1,3-beta-glucosidase 14-like. Gene Ontology annotation, cellular component: plasma membrane. The record is from RefSeq and is a predicted model, not a curated record. The coding region runs from base 124 to 1350 and encodes 408 amino acids. NCBI's taxonomy places the organism in Eukaryota, Viridiplantae, Streptophyta, Magnoliopsida, Apiales, Apiaceae. Gene Ontology annotation, molecular function: hydrolase activity, hydrolyzing O-glycosyl compounds. The transcript is spliced from 3 exons. Gene Ontology annotation, biological process: carbohydrate metabolic process.